Molecule: messenger RNA, 1177 nt
Organism: Glycine soja
Lineage: Eukaryota; Viridiplantae; Streptophyta; Magnoliopsida; Fabales; Fabaceae
Product: probable plastid-lipid-associated protein 4, chloroplastic
Exons: 6
Coding region: 54-782 (242 amino acids)
Source: RefSeq, a predicted model, not a curated record
UUAUGAGUCUGUUGUGUCGUGUCUAAUAAAGAAGGGCACAACCAACAUAAGGCAUGGCCUUAUCCUCUCCCUCCCUCUUUUCAGCUGUAAACGCCACAUAUUCAGUACCCCAUUUCCAUGCACUGCCACUUUCACUUUCUUCUUCUUACUUUCCAAUUAAUGUUAGACCCUCCACCCAUCAUGUCCUUGUCUCUGAUCAUAAUCACAAAUGGAGAACAAAAGUUUCAUUUUUCACUUCCUUCUUGAAGCAGAAAGGUAAAGAUGCCAAGAUCAUCAAGGAAGAACUCCUUGAGGCCAUUGCACCACUUGAUCGAGGGGCUGAUGCCACUCCCCAAGACCAGCAAACAGUUGAUCAGAUUGCGCGCGAACUUGAGGCAGUUACUCCAAUAAAGGAGCCCCUCAAAUCUAACCUACUCGAUGGAAAAUGGGAGCUUAUAUACACUACCUCGCAGUCAAUCUUACAAACCAAGAGACCAAAGUUGUUGAGAUCAGUUGCAAAUUAUCAAGCAAUCAAUGUCGAUACUCUAAGGGCCCAAAAUAUGGAAUCUUGGCCAUUCUUCAACCAGGUGACAGCAGAUUUAACACCUUUAAAUCCAAGGAAAGUAGCUGUAAAAUUUGAUACUUUCAAAAUUGGAGGCAUUAUACCUAUUAAAGCACCUGGAAGAGCUCGUGGGGAACUGGAAAUAACAUAUUUGGACGAAGAACUGCGGUUAUCAAGAGGUGAUAAAGGAAACUUGUUCAUCUUGAAAAUGGUGGAUCCGUCUUACAGGGUUCCUAUAUGAUGGCAUUGUCAGCAUUGCAAUGCAGUACUUGUGUUCUUCCUCUCUAGGGAUUCAAACUACCAUCAUAGCUCACUGAAAAUACACGUUGGAGCUUAUACUAGCACUGCACUAUUAUUCAAGUUGACUUGAAGCAUUUUGGGACCGUUCUUCCAGACUUCCAGUACAAAAGAUAAACUGAAAUAGUAUAAUCUUAAUCUCUGUAAUGAGUUCUACUCUUUAUCUCCUCAAGGUCGGUGAAUAAAAUAAAAAAAAAUAAUCAUUAAUAUUAAUGAGGGCGAGUCCUGGUGCAGCGGUAAAGUUGUGCCUUGGUGACUUGUGACAAUUAUGUGAGCUUAUCAAUUUUUUCCCUACUUAUUUUUCCGUCUAAACAAAUAAGAGAAAAUAUCUCUUCAUUU